GCAGAGCGGUUGCCUCCAUAACGUUAUAAAUCUAUCCAAUAAGUAAAAUAAGUUCAUGUACUUUUAUCCAGUGAAUAAAAUUAAGUUUCUUUAAAUAAUCUUUUUUUUAAAAAGGCAUUCAACGCUGUCCGCGUAACAUUUUGGUGGCAAAGCGGUGGGAUCCGACAUCGUAAACCAGGCCCGCUCGUGGACUCACCCCCGGAUCCCGUAAAAUCCUAAAUAAAUCCAAAAUAAAAUAAAUAAUCCAGUGCAGUGAGUGUAAAGUGCUACUGUGAAAGAAAAUAUCCUGUUGAGAGAGAUCUUGCAAGUGAUCUUUCUAUCCCGUGGUUGCAUCACUAGCCGCAACCCCCUACCCUUAAGCGAAGGGUGCCCGUAUCCAGCCCUUUGCCCUGUUCAACCCGGUGUCGCGAAGAAGACAAAGGGACCUAUUACAUCCUCUACUCCUCAUAGUCUGCAGCCUGUUUCGCUACCAACAUUACACCUCGAGAAGACAUUCAUCCUAGAAGACAUCCUUGCUCAAAUCCAAAUCACGCUAUUAUCCUGAAAGAAACAAGAAACAGUAAGCUGAACUACAUCGGAAUGUUCCCGGCCGCCGCCGUCGCGUUCUUAUCAGUCGCCCACAUCCUGUGAGUAGUGAGUCUUGGUCAUUGCUUUGUUUAGUCUAGACAUAACAUUUUAUUGCUUGUUACCUUAGGGUUCUGUUAGACUUUAUUUUUUGUGAACCAAAAGAAUUAUUGUAUCAUAAUAGUAUUAUCUUAUAAUGCCAAAAGUGCCUAAGGUUGAGGAAGGCGAGCUAUCUCUUAAUAUCCCUGAUCUAACCGCUAGCGAUACGGAAGAAAAAUCAAAAUCCGCCCCCGGCUCUCCUCGUAUCACAAGAAGAACCACAGCCGCUCUCGCGAUGUCUACUCUAGAAUUAAAUGUUCUUUUCAAAUUUAUUAAAUCAUACGAUGGUAGUCGGGAGACCCUUAAUUCAUUCUUAGUUAAUUGCGAUAAUGCCCUAAAUUUAGCUACCGAAAUUCAGAAACCCAUUUUAUUCAAAUUCAUCUUAAGUCAGUUAAAUGGCAAAGCCGAAGUAGCAUGUUCUAUAAAAGAAUUUCUAUCCUGGGAACAACUAAAAGAAUUCUUAAAAACCCAGUUCAGUGAGCGUAAACAUUACUCACAUCUUUUAACCGACCUUCAAGAAAAUAAACAAGGUCCCCAAGAAACAGUUAAUGUUUAUGCUCUGAGAACGGAAACAUAUCUCUCUCAAUUACUUACCGAAAUAUCACUUUCUACCUCUAAACCCAAAGAGCUCCCUGGUCGCACCGCAGCCAUGGAAGACCUGGCACUUCACCACUUCGUAAUGGGGCUCCAUCCCCGUAUAUCCAACAUCGUUAGAUGCAAAUCUCCCAAAACCCUCAAUGAAGCCAUUAACUUUGCGAUUUCGGAAGAACGUAUCCAGCAAACAAUAUAUAAACGUUCCCAACCUGAUACUAAAUCCAACUCUAAUAAUCAACAAAGCAAUAAAUUUAAGCCUAAUAAUUCUCAAAAACAAUCCUAUUACUCAAACCAACCGCAACCAAGAACCUCCAAUACAAUGACGCAAGGGACCUCCUCUAGCCUAUUUUGCCGUUACUGUAAAUUAUUUGGGCACGAUCUAUUAAAUUGCAAAAAACGGGAAUUUAAUAAUAACCGAUACAAAGUGAAUCAAAAUCCUCAUUCUAAUCAUGGAUCAUUUAGGCCACCCCCACGUGUGAACUUCCUCGAACAACCUGAUGAGGAAGAAGGUCACGAUGAAGUAGACCUCCAACCUAAUAAUGAUUUAAACGACUAAUGGGCUCGCGGCGGUGUCUCGCGAGUCCCAAAUCCAAAUCAUUACCUAGCACUAAUACCUUUCAAGACACCAUCUCUGUAUCCAAGGGCUACGACACGGGUAACCAGCCCCAAACUAACGCCCAUACCUCUGUAUCCAAGGGCUACGACACGGGUAACCAGCCCCAAACUAACGCCCAUACCUCUGUAUCCAAGGGCUACGACACGGGUAACCAGCCCCAAACUAACGCCCAUACCUCUGUAUCCAAGGGCUACGACACGGGUAACCAGCCCCAAGCUAACGCCCAUAUCUCCGUAUCCAAGGGCCACAACACGGGUAACCAGCCCCAAGCCAGCGCCCAUAACUCUGUAUCCAAGGGUCACAACACGGGUAACCAGCCCCAAGCUAGCACCCAUAUUCCAAAAUCGAACUCCUCUUCCUGCAACAAACGCAUUUAUGAAAUCAACAUAGAUACAACCAAAAGGCUAUUGCCUCAUGUCUUAUUAGAAUCCCAAAUAUCGGAUAUUCCAUUAUCACUACUAGUCGACUCAGGAUCUAGCAUAUGUUUAAUUAAGGAAUCCAGUAUCCAAAAUAAAAUGAAUUUAGUUAAAGAAUCAAUCAAACUCAAAGGCAUUGACCCCGGUGAUGAUCCAACCCAAACCGAAGGACACUUUCAACUCAAACUAAAAUUAGAUAAAAGAAAAUCCAUCUCUUAUAAAUUUCAUGUUGUAAAAAAUAUUAACCUACCUUACGACGGUAUUAUUGGUACCGAUCUUUUAACAGCUUUUGGUUGCAAAAUCGACUAUACUCAUGAUAUAUUAAAAAUAGGACCUUUAAAUGUUAAAUUACAUUUCUCAGAGCCAUUUUAUAUUAUUCCACCUCGGACAGAGGCUGUCGUUGAAUGCUCUGUCCAGGACACAGACCUCAAGGAAGGCAUCAUUGUAGACCAACAUAUUUCUAAUAAUAUAUUAGUAUCCAAUUGUAUUGUGAAAAUCAAAGAUAAUAAUCGCAUAAAUCUUACUGUAGCUAAUAUUUCCGAAAACUACGUUAAUGUCAAAACAAAUUUAAAACUUAAUGUACAACCAUUAUUCUCUGAAUCUUAUCCCGUCAAUACUAAUUCCCAAAGUACAUCUACAAGAACUAAGGAUGUAAUAAAUUCAUUAAGGUUAAAUCACUUAAAUCUAGAAGAGAGGGAUGCCCUCGUAGAGCUCUGCUCUUGGUAUUCUGACAUCUUUCACCUACCUAACGACCAACUCACUCAUACCCCUGCAAUCCAACAUCAAAUCAAAACUACUUCCGAUAUCCCAAUUCAUACCAAAUCUUACCGAUUUCCGGAAUGUCAUAAAAAGGAAGUAGAAAAACAAAUCGACAAAAUGCUCGAACAAAACAUCAUAGAACCUUCUUCUUCUCCCUGGAGCUCACCGAUAUGGAUAGUUCCGAAAAAAUUAGAUUCCCAAGGCCAGCGCAAAUGGCGCAUCGUAAUAGACUACCGAAAAUUAAAUGACAUCACUAUCGGUGAAGUCUACCCUAUACCACAAAUAUCUGAGAUUUUAGACCAAUUAGGAAACAGCAAAUACUUCACCACACUCGAUUUAUCUUCUGGUUUUCACCAAAUCUUAAUAUCUCCUGAAGAUGCACCUAAAACAUCGUUUUGUGUGCCUCAAGGCCAAUUCCAAUUUAACCGUAUGCCAUUCGGACUGAAAAAUGCCCCAUCUACCUUCCAAAAACUUAUGAAUAAUUGUCUUUCCGGUCUUCAGGGUACACGCUGUUUCGUCUACCUUGAUGACAUCGUUAUCUAUAGCUACGAUCUUCCCUCACAUAUUGAAAAUAUAAGAGCUGUCUUUGACAGAAUCCGUAAGUUCAACCUGAAACUUCAACCAGAAAAAUGCGAAUUUCUACGAAAAGAAGUAGCAUAUUUAGGCCACGUCAUAAGUGAAAUCGGAGUAAAACCAAAUCCUGAAAAAACAAAAGCAGUAUCCGAAUUUCCUAUCCCUCAAUCUCCCAAGGAUAUAAAAUCCUUUUUAGGUCUCGUAUCUUAUUACCGAAGGUUCAUACCAGAAUUUGCCAAACUCGCCAAGCCUCUCACAUCCCUCUUAAAAAAGGACAUUCCUUUCAAUUGGCAGAACGAACAACAACUAGCCUUUGAAUCCUUGAAAAAUAAACUCGUUACUGCCCCAAUCCUUGCUUAUCCUGAUUUCACACAACCAUUUCUUUUAACGUGUGAUGCCUCUAACUAUGCAAUAUCCGCUAUCCUAUCUCAAGGUCCAAUAGGGCAGGACCGCCCUAUUGCAUAUGCUUCUCGUACCCUCAAUAAAGCGGAAUGCAAUUAUAGUGUCACCGAGAAGGAAUGCCUGGCAGUCAUUUUCGGUACUAAAACUUUCAGACCCUACUUAUAUGGUCACAGAUUCACAGUCGUCACAGAUCAUAAACCCUUAGAAUGGUUGUUCAAAUGCAAAGACCCAGGGUCGCGCCUUAUUAGAUGGCGCCUAAAAUUAGAAGAAUUCGAAUAUGACAUUAAAUAUAAAAAAGGGAAAAUUAAUACUAACGCUGAUGCCCUCUCUCGGUACCCCGUCAAUCCUGUCCAACAUAAUGAUGAUCCUGCUCCUGAUUCUUCAAAAGAAGCGUCCUCUCAAUCUCCAACAACCAUAGAUAGAGAUCUAAUGGAUUUAUUAAUAUCUCCUGCCUCCUUCGAUCCAGAAGAAUUAGGACCAACAUCAGUGGAACCCCUCGACUUGGGUGACAUCGAUCCUUCCUUUCCCGAGAUUAACUUACCUACUUCCAAUCAUCCUGAUCCAAUCGAUAAUAACACUCUUCUUUUACCCGAAACUGAGUCUCUGCCUAAUAUUCAAAAUAAUGAAACUAUUAACUUACCUGAUAAUCCUGAAGUCCUUACACCCAGCGGUACGCCUACACAAGGCCCCGAAAACUCCUUAUCUCCUGAAAUCACAACAAGAGAAACUGCUGCCCCCUCCACUGUUAACCUGGAUUUACCUAAUGAUGAUUACUCCACCUUCCUAAAAGAAAUAAUGAAUAAAAAUAAACCUUUUAAUACUAAAAUAAUAGAACAUAACCAAGAAAUCACUAAAACGGAACAUAAAGUCAUUAUUCUCCCUACCUCUAUCGAUCUAGAUGAAUCAAACCCCUAUGUUCAAACCUAUCUUGAAAAUAUACCUGACAAUUCUGAAAUUUUAGGAAAAGAAAGAACCUUAAAUUCCUUCAUAUCGUUCAAUCUAGGUAAUAAAACAAUAUACCUUCUCUUUUUUAAAGUAUAUCACUUUGACAAAGCCAGUUACAAAGACCUAUAUGAAAGCCUAAAAGCACUCAGAAAUGAAUUCGUAAUUAACUUUGACUCUAUCCCUGAUAUUGCCAUAACUGAUUUCAAAAAUCCUUUCGAUACCCAUCAAUUUAUCAAAAUAUAUAAUAUGAUACUUUACCUUUUUAAUAAUACAAAUAUUAAUGUACAUAUAUAUAAAGAUAAAAUAAUAUACCCUUCACUUUCUGAAAUUCCCAAAAUCCUUAGAGAAAACCACGAUAUCCCAAUAGCCGGUCAUCUGGGCAUGAAUCGUAUGGUAAAAAGAAUCCAAGAAAUCUUUUAUUGGAAAAAUAUGCGCAGUGAUAUCGAAAAUUUUGUAAAGAAAUGCCCACAAUGCCAAACUAAUAAAGCCCUGAGACAGAUUAAUCGCGCCCCUAUGCAAAUCACAAGCACCUCUACUGAACCUUGUCAGCGCGUAUCCCUUGAUAUAGUCGGGCCUCUACCUGAAGCCGGACCUGCCAAAUUAAGAUAUAUACUAACAAUACAAGAUGAUCUUACAAAAUUCUCCUCCGCAUACCCAAUCCUCAGCACUACUGCUGAGGAAACCAGUGAAUGCCUGCUUCACUACAUAUCUAUCUUUGGUAUACCUAAAACCAUCCUCACGGAUCAGGGUACAAACUUCACUUCUGAACUCUUCAGGAAAACCUGUGAGUUCCUUAAAAUAAAGAAUUUGUGGUCUUCUCCCUACCAUCCACAAACCCAAGGUGCUCUUGAGAGAAGCCAUUCGACUCUUAAAGAGUACCUUAGGUCUUUUACUGAUGAAGAACAAACUAAUUGGCCUCGUUACGUAUAUACAGCUAUGCUCACAUACAAUACCACAGUUCAUUCCACAACAAACUUCACUCCAUAUGAAUUAAUGUUUGGUAAUAAACCGACACUCCCGAGUUCCAUCUAUGAAGACUCUUCUGCGGCAACAUACCCAGAUUAUGUCCGCAUGCUCCAGAACAGAUUAAGGUAUUCACGUGAAAAGGCUCUGGACCUCAUUAGGAGAUCAAAAGAGUCAUCCAAAACUUACUAUGACUCGCACACUCGCCCAUCUAAAUAUAAAAUAGGUGAUUAUGUGUAUUUAAAGAAUCAUUUGAGAAUGCGGAAAGCGCUCUCACCCCUCUGGAAAGGACCUUAUAAAGUAGUUAAGAUUAACGGUAACAAUACACUUACCUUGUUAAUAAACCGACGUCACGUCACCCAUCAUUAUGACCAGGUAAAACCUGCAAAUGAGUAAAGUAAAUAUUAGUAGUAAACAUAGAUAUAUAAAUAAUAAAUAAAAAAAAUAAUAAUAACAAUAAUAAAUAAAAAAUAAAUAACAAAAAAAAAUACUUACCUUAGUAGUCUUAUAUUAAUAAGUAAUGUUACUUACAGUUCAGCUCGAGGGCAAUCUCACGGAGAUUACAUCCAACCAAUCACCUUCAGUUCGGGCCUCUACUAUGACUACCUGGG
Amyelois transitella is the source of this 6542-nucleotide messenger RNA. RefSeq lists its product as uncharacterized. The transcript has a single exon. NCBI's taxonomy places the organism in Eukaryota, Metazoa, Arthropoda, Insecta, Lepidoptera, Pyralidae. Bases 761 to 1813 code for a protein of 350 amino acids. The record is from RefSeq and is a predicted model, not a curated record.